Molecule: messenger RNA, 852 nt
Organism: Fusarium subglutinans
Lineage: Eukaryota; Fungi; Ascomycota; Sordariomycetes; Hypocreales; Nectriaceae
Exons: 2
Coding region: 1-852 (283 amino acids)
Source: RefSeq, a predicted model, not a curated record
AUGAGCGACGAGGAGAUGAUUUUGGAGGCAGACGAAGGUCUCGAGGAGGGCGAGAUACUGGAAGAUGACGAGAUUCUGGAGGAAUACGACAUCAUGGAUUGGAAGAAGCCAAACUCACGGAAACUGGCGAUCAGGGAACGAGGCGACGGAGAUCAUAAUGCGGAUCUGGCAGCAAGGACACUCUAUUAUCACAACAACACAUUCACAACUACGAACUCGAGCAACAUGUCUAACCAACGAUCCCCGGACGAGGAGGCGCGUAUGAUUGCCAAAAUCUACUCGACCGCUUUCUACAAGAAAGUCAGCGAUCUCGCGCGCAAUACCGGCGGUACUGUCUAUGAUCCUAGCAUGGCUCCUCCUCCAUCCCCACUCCUCAAAGAAUUCUGUCCCAUACCCCCAAGCUCUCAAGCUCCACGACCAGACACACCCGACCCAAAGCAAACCUACAUAGACAACUCACUCAUCCCAGGUAAGACCAUCGUCAACGACAACUGGGAAGAAAACCUCAAGCGCAUCUUCGGCGAGACAUACAGUGGAAAGGACUGGAAAGACCUAGGAGACAUGACGUACAAAUGCUGGAUGCACCUCCGCAAGGAGAGAAACCGAAAUCGAAGGAGCGAAAGGUGGAACAUGGACGAGAUCGAGCGCUACGGGAGACUCUCUGUCUGGGGCGUUCAUGACGAUGUGAUUGCAGCGCUCAUUGGGUGGCCGGUUGGUGUGGUAUGGACUCCUGAGGAGCAGGCUCACUUCGAAGCGGCUCUUAUGGAUGAGUGGAAGUAUAUCCAUGUGACACCGCAGGAGGCCCAGGAAAAUGUUGUGGAACGUGAGAAAGAGCUCUCCCCGGAACAGUGA